AUGGAGCCACCUCAAAAAGGGCACGCGAACCUCUUUCAGGUGUACUUGAGACUACGGCCUCCUCAAGCUGGAAAUUCGGGUGCUGAACGGUUCCUUUUAGUCGAAGACCCCGUAGAACACGAUGCCCCCACUCAUAUCACCUUGAACCCACCGAACGACCGAAGACGCGCUAUAGAGAAAUUCGCGUUUACACGCGUUUUUGAAGAGGAUGCCACACAACUUGACCUAUUCCAGGGCAUCGGAGUGCUUCCUUUGGUUGAAGGCGUAUUAGCUCCUCAUGGAGGUGACGGUACAGAUGGUCUGCUAGCGACCCUAGGGGUUACUGGUUCAGGCAAGACGCAUACUAUGCUUGGAUCGCGGAGCCAGCGAGGCUUAACCCAGCUUGCACUCGAUGUCGUAUUCCGAUCCGUCGAAUCAAACAUCGUUGACUGCGAGAGUUCCCCUGCGUUGGAGACAAGUAUACGAUCCUCCGACGCGUCCGAGGCAGCAAUUUGCUCUGCGCCAGCAUUUAUCGAUACGAUGUACACCGAUUUCAGCAGUUCACGAGGUGGAUCAAGAGCUACGACACCAAUGAUUGUAGGACCCCCAAGCGUUCCUAUCCAACCACCUACACGUAUCCCUACACCGCUACCGCCUGGUUGUUUUCCAAGCAGCCCUCAAAGUAUACGGCUCGUUAGUCACGAUGACGAUCUGUCGAGAAUAAUACUUCUCUCAACACCGCCCAGUGAAAAGGGGGAGGUGGUUCCAACCCUGACGCAAGUUGCGUCUAUUAAGCUUAAGCCAAAGUUGGCUUGCUCCCCGUCACCCCAAAAGCAUUACAUGUCUCUCACCUCCGCCGCAAGAAAUAAGAAGAAUGUUACUAAAUGUCCAAUGAAGGGUGACCACGCGCCACCGACGCCGAGAAAAAACCUACAACGACCAUCUGCUUUCCCUCAAGCACCAGAUAUUAACUCCGUUAGAGCAUCCUGCGAUCCGUCUGCCGAGUAUGCUAUUGUUAUCUCGAUGUACGAAGUAUACAACGACCGAAUUUUCGAUCUUUUAACUCCUCCGAUUAGAUCGAAUAGUAAUAAAGAGCCUAGGCGACGGCCGCUGCUUUUCAAGUUUACAGAGCUAUCUCCUGAUCGAAAGGUCGUAGCAGGGCUCCGAAAGGUUAUCUGCGGUAAUCUCAAAGAGGCACUAAUGGUUCUCGAAGCCGGGCUCCACGAGCGGCGAGUUGCUGGCACAGGCAGCAAUAGCGUGUCGUCGAGAAGCCAUGGAUUUUUCUGUAUCGAGGUCAAGAAAAGACGCCGCGGCCGUCACAAUGCACGCUGGGGUAAUAGUACACUAAGUAUCGUUGAUCUAGCUGGUAGUGAGCGAGCAAGGGAUGCGAAGACACAAGGCGCGACUUUGGCAGAGGCGGGUAAGAUCAAUGAAAGUCUAAUGUAUCUUGGUCAGUGUCUACAAAUGCAGAGCGACGCUAGCAGUGCGACGAAGCCUAAUGUAGUCCCCUUUCGUCAAUGCAAGCUCACAGAGUUGCUAUUCGCCAACUCGUUUCCUUCAGGCUCGCCCUCGAGCUCCACAAACGGGCGGCGUGCUCCACAGAAAGGUGUAAUGAUCGUUACAGCCGAUCCUCUAGGAGACUUUAACGCGACAUCACAAAUUCUCAGAUAUAGCGCCCUGGCCCGUGAGGUUACCGUACCACGCGUUCCUUCUAUUACAUCUACAAUGCUCGCCAAUGCGAAUAGCUCGGCACACUCUGUGCGGUCAGAAUCAAGCGUCGGGUCUCGCAGUGAUACAAGCUCGCCUGUCCUGACUCACCGUCGACCAUAUUUUCAUCCUUCUGGAAACCAUAGCCGGAUGUUCUCACCUGCACCCGACACGGAGAGGGCAACGAUGGAGAACGCGGCUUUAGAGAUUGCGAGAAUGGCCGAUAUGAUAGAUCAGCUGAAUACCGAACUAGUACAAGAAACGGAGGCACGUAUGGCAGCCGAGGCUCACUUGCUGUCUAUGGAAGAACGUCUCGCAGACUUUGAACAGGAGAUCCGAGAGGAAUGCUACGCAGACUUUGAGCAGCGGCUCGCUUUAGAGAUGGGACGAUGGAAGGCGACGUUGUCGCUGGAGCAAGAGCGCGGUGAGGAGCAUUGGGACCGCAAGGUAGAGGUUUUAGCUCGCGGCGUGGGUGUCACAGUUACCAUGCCAAGCUCCGACGAAGAUAAUGUUGAAGACGAAGAUAAGGAGAACAUCUUGAUCGAAAAUCUGGAGCAAGAGAACGAGCGUUUGCGAAGAGAAGUCGCGAUCUUGAAGCGCGAACUAUCUGGCCGCACACCAAGCAAACGCGCCCCGCUUCAGGAGAGGGGUGAUGUACCCAGCACCAGGGCCUCACCUUCUGGGGCAGAUACGCUGGGCGACCUCGGUAACCGCAUGGAGCAGUUAAGAGUAAACAGCGGCGAAAGCAAGAAAACCCUCAAGGUGUCGAGCAGUGGGAGUCCCACGAAGAAGGUGCGGAAGCUGCAGACGAGGAGGUGGGAGGGGACGGCGGUUGAUGACGACUUAAUGUGA
Molecule: messenger RNA, 2538 nt
Organism: Daldinia vernicosa
Lineage: Eukaryota; Fungi; Ascomycota; Sordariomycetes; Xylariales; Hypoxylaceae
Product: kinesin
Exons: 3
Coding region: 1-2538 (845 amino acids)
Biological process (GO): microtubule-based movement
Cellular component (GO): nucleus; microtubule; kinesin complex
Molecular function (GO): microtubule motor activity; ATP binding; ATP hydrolysis activity
Source: RefSeq, a predicted model, not a curated record